CACCGAAACCCACCUCCGACCCCGUCCGCUCCCUCCACUACUUCCCAAUCAUUUGCCCCAAAAACUCAAAUCCUGAAAGGGAUCCCGGCUCCCCGCUCCCCCCUCCUGGGCUACAGCUCUCAAAUACCGAUGGCCACUCCCCGUUCCCCAAUCCAACCUCCAGCGUCCAGCCUCACCGCCCCUCCCCCGCCCUCGAUUUCCCCCCGUCCUGGCACCCGAUCUCGCGACCCGUGAUGGCUGCCGGUUCUGCAGGCAAGGAGAACGCUGCUCCUUCUACUUCGGACGCAACCGUUUCGGCUGCUGCGGUGUCUCGGCGGCACGUCUACGCUGUCAAGAGCUGCGGAGUGAAGAAGCGCCCGUCGAGGGCGCGGUUGCUGGGCCGGGUCCCGCUCCGGGACAUCACCAACCUGGUUCAAACGAGCUUGGCGGUCGCGGGACCUGAGGCUCCUCUCGGGCAGGAGGUUUCGCCGGCUCUGGCGACGUAGUUGGCCAAGCCCGAUGUGGUGCUGCGGCGGUGUUGAGACUAGCAGCACUGCUGGAUGGAGUCGCUGCUGCCCCGGCGGCUAAAGCGGACAGAUACUCCCUCCGGAAGGGGUUCAGCUAGGCGCCCACUGUACAGUAUAGAACAGUUCUUGCUUCGUGGCCCAAUUUCUCUUCGGUUUUGGUUGCAUUCGAUUGGACUGGAUUGGUUGGUUGAUCCUCUAUUUUCUGUACUCUUCUUGAUAGACUGAGUUGUCCCCAGGGGAAAAUAAGAUAAAUUG
This is a messenger RNA of Zea mays, 761 nucleotides long. RefSeq lists its product as uncharacterized. Bases 234 to 485 code for a protein of 83 amino acids. NCBI's taxonomy places the organism in Eukaryota, Viridiplantae, Streptophyta, Magnoliopsida, Poales, Poaceae. The record is from RefSeq and is marked validated. The transcript has a single exon.